UCCGGGCCCCACCCGGCUCAGACGGCUCCGGACGGGACCUCGAGCACAGGCCGCUCCCCGGGCGCCUCGGAUCCCCGCGGGACCCCCCCCCGUCCAGCCCGGUGCAGCCGCCUGCGCGCCCCAUCGGCAACUCCCCCCCCCCCCCGCCCCCGGCCCUGCACGUCUCCCUCGGCAAGCCCAGUGGGCAGUGCUCGGCCACCAUGUUCAGCUGGCUGAAGCGAAGCGGGGCGCGGGGCCAGCAGCCCGAGGCCAUCCGCACGGUGACCUCAUCGCUCAAGGAGCUGUACCGCACCAAACUGCUGCCCCUGGAGGAACACUAUCGAUUCGGGGCCUUCCACUCGCCGGCCCUGGAGGACGCCGAUUUCGACGGCAAGCCCAUGGUGCUGGUGGCCGGCCAGUACAGCACGGGCAAGACCAGCUUCAUCCAGUACCUGCUGGAGCAGGAGGUGCCGGGCUCCCGCGUGGGGCCCGAGCCGACCACCGACUGCUUUGUGGCCGUCAUGCACGGGGACACGGAGGGCACCGUGCCGGGCAACGCCCUCGUGGUUGACCCGGACAAGCCAUUCCGCAAGCUCAACCCUUUUGGGAACACCUUCCUCAAUAGGUUCAUGUGUGCCCAGCUGCCCAAUCAGGUCCUGGAGAGCAUUAGUAUCAUCGACACCCCGGGCAUCCUGUCAGGCACCAAACAGAGAGUGAGCCGUGGCUACGACUUCCCGGCGGUGCUGCGCUGGUUCGCGGAGCGCGUGGACCUCAUCAUCCUGCUCUUCGACGCGCACAAACUGGAGAUCUCGGACGAGUUCUCGGAGGCCAUCGGCGCCCUCCGGGGCCACGAGGACAAGAUCCGCGUGGUGCUCAACAAGGCGGACAUGGUGGAGACCCAGCAGCUGAUGCGCGUCUACGGGGCGCUCAUGUGGGCGCUGGGCAAGGUGGUGGGCACGCCCGAGGUGCUGCGCGUCUACAUCGGCUCCUUCUGGUCCCAGCCCCUCCUGGUGCCCGACAACCGGCGCCUCUUCGAGUUGGAGGAGCAGGAUCUGUUCCGGGACAUCCAGGGCCUGCCGCGCCACGCCGCCCUGCGCAAACUCAACGACCUGGUGAAGAGGGCCCGGCUGGUGCGGGUACACGCGUACAUCAUCAGCUACUUGAAGAAGGAGAUGCCCUCCGUGUUUGGCAAGGAGAACAAGAAGAAGCAGUUAAUCCUCAAGUUGCCCGUCAUCUUUGCGAAGAUUCAGCUGGAGCAUCACAUAUCGCCCGGUGACUUUCCCGACUGCCAGAAAAUGCAGGAGCUGCUGAUGGCUCAUGACUUCACCAAAUUCCACUCGUUGAAGCCGAAGCUGCUGGAGGCGCUUGACGAGAUGCUGACCCACGACAUCGCUAAGCUCAUGCCCCUGCUGCGGCAGGAGGAGCUGGAGAACACCGAGGUGGGCGUGCAGGGCGGCGCUUUCGAGGGCACCCACAUGGGCCCGUUCGUGGAGCGGGGGCCCGAUGAGGCCCUGGAGGACGGCGAGGAGGGCUCGGACGACGAGGCCGAGUGGGUGGUGACCAAGGACAAGUCCAAGUACGACGAGAUCUUCUACAACCUGGUGCCGGCCGAUGGCAAGCUGAGCGGCACCAAGGCCAAGACCUGGAUGGUGGGCACCAAGCUCCCCAACUCGGUGCUGGGGCGCAUCUGGAAGCUGAGCGACGUCGACCGGGACGGCAUGCUGGAUGACGAGGAGUUCGCCCUGGCCAGCCACCUCAUCGAGGCCAAGCUGGAGGGCCACGGGCUGCCCACCAACCUGCCCCGUCGCCUGGUGCCGCCCUCCAAGCGGCGUCACAAGGGCUCUGCAGAGUGAGCCGGCCACUGCCUGCAGGCCCUCCCUCCCACUCACCCUGCUGUGGCUCCCCAGCUCCAGCUGGCUGCACGCACGCCCCUGCCCCAGCCUGCCACACGCGCUGCCUGCCCACCCUCCCAGCCGUAAGGAUGGGGGUCUCUCCACCCGCCACCGCCGGACCGUGGGGACCAGGGGAGGGGCAAGGCUUCCCUGCCCGGCCUUUGCACCGCUACCCUCGCCUACACUUGGGCACAUCACACCGACCUUAACACACGCACACAGACACACACACAGAGGCAUCGAUUCGAUCGUGGGCCAUUCAAGUAUUUAUUGAGCACCUACUAUGUUUGAGGGCACAGAGCUUCCUCCAGGCCCUGGGGGUUACAGCAGAGAGCAGAACACAUGGAUCUGCCCUCGGGUGGGGGGCUGACGUUCUCAGGACAGAGCACCUGCACUGUGACACAGACACACACGGGGCCCUAACCAGUCUGAUCCCCGAUUCUGGGCAGGAAUCCUCGCCUCUCUCCAUAGUUCCGUGGCCAUUUGUUCGAAAUAACCAAGGGAAAGUCCCCCUGGCCCCACUUCUUGACAUCCAGACAAGGACAGCCCCCCCCCCCCCCCACUCUAUCAUGUUCUCAGGCCUUGGGACCACGGGGAGCUCGGAGCGGGAGACCCAACCUCCUUCCUCAGACGGACCCCUCUUCAGCCCCUCCCCCCCGGUUCUAGCCACACCCCUUGCUUUAAUAAGGAUUCUUAGGCCACCGAAGAGCCCCUUGGAUCCUGGCUUCACCCGUACCGUGCCCCCUUCGAGGUCUUUUUGUCCUCGGGCCGCCUGCCCUGGUUUGAAAACUCAGCCUGCCCGCCCCCUCCCCCAAGCUCCCCGAGGCUGGUGGCCUGAAUUUUAGGGUGACGGGGGGGAGGGGGGGGAACUGCCCUCUCUGCCAUCAGCCCGUAUUUAAGUAGAGCCCCUACCAGAUAUAAAGGCCCCGGGGCUUUAUUUUAGUCCCCGGUUCAAAGGGGGUGCGUGGGGGAGGGGGAGGGGCUCUUGGUGCUACAACCCUCCCUCCUCUUCCUUAAAAGGGCCGCUCCCGUCCCGCCUCCCCCCCCCCCACCUCCACCUUUCCGUGUUUUCACCUCAGACUAGUGCUGACCCUGGUGGGGGGACCCCACGGGAAAGAUGGGGAAGGGUGACUUAGGUGGGGACGAUGCCCCCCUCCAGGGUGCUCGCUGGGAUCCCCCCCUCCCCAUUGCCCGUCCCCCGCCCCAUGCCUGGGAGGGGCCCGGGAACCGAACAGCAAACGGCGUCCCCACAGAGCGAAUAAAGUCAAGGCUUCUUUCCA
Molecule: messenger RNA, 3151 nt
Organism: Felis catus (domestic cat)
Lineage: Eukaryota; Metazoa; Chordata; Mammalia; Carnivora; Felidae
Gene: EHD2
Product: EH domain containing 2
Biological process (GO): endocytosis; endosomal transport
Cellular component (GO): plasma membrane; cytoplasm
Molecular function (GO): GTP binding; protein binding; calcium ion binding
Source: RefSeq, a predicted model, not a curated record